Molecule: messenger RNA, 2037 nt
Organism: Tupaia belangeri chinensis (Chinese tree shrew)
Lineage: Eukaryota; Metazoa; Chordata; Mammalia; Scandentia; Tupaiidae
Gene: CABP1
Product: calcium binding protein 1
Exons: 8
Coding region: 968-1606 (212 amino acids)
Cellular component (GO): cytoplasm
Molecular function (GO): calcium ion binding; calcium channel regulator activity
Source: RefSeq, a predicted model, not a curated record
GGGUGUGUGUGCUCUCCAGAGAGACAGAGAGGUAUAGAGGUAGAGGGAAAAGCCCUUCCUCGGGCACGGUCACAACACGAUCCCUCCUCCAUUUCUCCAUCCGAUUGCGAUUUGGGACACAUGGCAUGUGGGAUUGGGAUUCGAACUGUGAUCAGCCACAUGAGAUCUAGCUCCCUUAACCAUUAGACCAUAGUACCAGCCCAAAAGAGUUCAUUUUCAUAUGGAAUGAGAAUCAGGCAAUGCUGUUUCCAUUGUAUAGAUGAUGCAACUGAGUCUCGGAGUGAAUGACUUGCCCAAAGUUAUAGAGCCAGGAUAUGAACUCUUUCUGGUAGCUGGCUCAGGGUUACCAUGGAAGGAGAGAAAGAACUCACUCAUGGAAGCAAUUACACUUUGGAUAUGGGAGCACUCCAGAAAGCUUGAGCACUUGAGAGCCAGGGAAAUAUGGGUUCAAAUCACAGCACUGUCAUAGCACGUGUCUUUGGACAAGUUCUAAGGUACACAGGGGCCUCAGUUUUCCUGUCUGUAAAGUGGGCACAGCAACACCUACAGCACAAAGCCAUAGCAAUCGCUCAGUGAGAGGAUGUCAAUGUGUAGUGCCCAGUACGCUGGGAUACCACCAGCUUCUGGAAGAGCCCAGGUGAGCUCCAGUCCAGCCUCGUGAAACUGCAGUGCUUCCUGCUCUUAAGUGUCCCAGGUUGAAAUGCGCAGCUGCAACAUACAGGCAGGGAUGGAGUGAUCUUGCCGAAUAAUCGUUGUGCGCAUGCGCUGCUGCUGCAAGUCACGUGGCCAAUGCUGUUCAAGCGCGCAGGUGCGGGGCUUGAAGACCGGUUCUGCCUUCAAUGAGACUUUUGUUUCUGCUCUUCCAGGAGCACCGAAGGAGACUGAGCCUCCCUACAGACUAAAGAUAAAUUUCAUUUGAAGCACACUGGAAGGAUGAAAAAAUCUGAUUGCUUCAAAAGACCAAAGGAUGCGCCAGGAGGAGAAGAGCAGCUACAUGGUGGUGCAGACCAGCGAGGAGGGGCUGGCGGCCAGCGAGGAGCUCCCUGGGCCGCUCCUGAUGCUGGCCCAGAACUGCGCCGUCAUGCACAACCUGCUGGGCCCUGCCUGCAUUUUCCUGCGCAAGGGCUUCGCCGAGAACAGGCAGCCUGACAGAUCACUGCGGCCAGAGGAGAUCGAAGAACUCCGAGAGGCCUUUAAAGAAUUUGAUAAGGACAAGGACGGCUACAUCAACUGCCGGGACCUGGGCAACUGCAUGCGCACCAUGGGCUACAUGCCCACCGAGAUGGAGCUCAUCGAACUGUCCCAGCAGAUCAACAUGAACCUGGGUGGUCACGUGGACUUUGAUGACUUCGUGGAGCUAAUGGGGCCCAAACUCCUGGCGGAGACGGCAGAUAUGAUUGGAGUAAAGGAACUGCGGGAUGCUUUCCGGGAGUUUGAUACCAACGGUGAUGGGGAGAUAAGCACCAGUGAGUUGCGAGAGGCCAUGAGGAAGCUCCUGGGUCACCAGGUGGGGCACCGAGACAUAGAGGAAAUUAUCCGAGAUGUGGACCUCAAUGGAGAUGGACGAGUGGACUUUGAAGAGUUUGUCCGGAUGAUGUCCCGCUGAGGCUGCCAGGGCCCCUCCAGGACUGCCAAGCUCCACAGGCGGGGAGAAGAGGAGCCAGAGCUCGCCUCACCCUGCCGAAGCGCCGAGAGCCCAGGAUGUACUGGCGGAUGGGGCCUGCCUGCACGCCGGGGAGGUGCCCACCCCGGACCCCCACCCCUCCGCACUGUGAAAGACUCACAACUCCUGCAACUGGAAAGGGGGGCGCCCACCAACGAGGAGGCCACAGUGCCAAGCCGGCAGAGGUCAUGCCAGGCGCCAAGUGCCAUGUACCCAGCCGUUGCUGGCUGGGUGGGCCAGGGAGCCCGCCAGCAGACCCCACACAGCAUGUCCGCCCCAGGGCAAAGCCUCUCGCUGCCCUCCUUAGCUCUGUGCCCUCCCAGCUCGCCUCAGCCCUGUUAUCUCAGAACCAAUAAAAGUAUUUCCGAGAGAAA